Messenger RNA from Colius striatus (speckled mousebird), 1675 nucleotides. Its product is annotated as BTB/POZ domain-containing protein KCTD12. Gene Ontology annotation, molecular function: protein binding. The transcript has 2 exons. The coding region runs from base 111 to 971 and encodes 286 amino acids. Lineage: Eukaryota; Metazoa; Chordata; Aves; Coliiformes; Coliidae. The record is from RefSeq and is a predicted model, not a curated record. Gene Ontology annotation, biological process: protein homooligomerization; regulation of G protein-coupled receptor signaling pathway.
CUGGGGCCGGGCGGGCAGAGCGGAGCGGAGCAGCGGCCGGGACAGCGGGAGGCGACGGCCGGGCCGCCCUGCCGUGCCCUGCGGAGGUGGGAAGGCAGCGGUAGCUCACCAUGGCCCUGGCAGACAACACGGGCUGUGCCAAAGCCGGCGAGGACUUUCCCUUCCCGGACAUCAUUGAGCUGAAUGUGGGUGGCCAAGUCUACAUCACCCGGCACCCCACGCUGGUCAGCGUGCCUGGCUCGCUCCUCUGGGAGAUGUUCACCCAGAAGAACGUCCGCUCCCUGGCCCGUGACAGCAAGGGCCGCUUCUUUGUGGAUCGGGACGGCUUCCUCUUCCGCUACAUCCUGGAUUACAUGAGGGACCAGCAGCUGGUGCUGCCCGAGCACUUCCCGGAGCGCAGCCGCCUGCAGCGCGAGGCCGAGUACUUCAUGCUGCCGGAGCUGGUGAAGAUGUUGGCCCCUAAGCUCAGCAAGCAGAACUCCCUGGGAGACGACCCCUGCCAGAGCGACCCCGAGGAGCUGUCCCCCAACGCCGAUGCCACCCGCAGCCUGGCGGCCGCCGGCGCCGCGGCUCUUGGCCCCGUGGCUGCGGGCACUGCCGGCGCCGAGGGCCGCAGGGCGGGUUUCAUCACCAUCGGCUACCGGGGCUCCUACACCCUGGGCAGGGACAGCCAGACGGAUGCCAAGUUCCGCAGGGUGGCGCGGAUCAUGGUCUGCGGCAAGACGGCGCUGGCCAAGGAGGUCUUUGGGGAUACCUUGAAUGAGAGCAGGGACCCGGACAGGCCCCCGGAGAGGUACACCUCCAGGUACUACCUCAAAUUCACCUUCCUGGAGCAAGCCUUUGAUAAACUGGCCGAUGCUGGCUUCCACAUGGUGGCUUGCAACUCCACAGGCACCUGUGCCUUCGCCCAUGACCAGACAGAUGACAGGAUCUGGACCUCUUACACCGAAUAUGUUUUCUAUCGUGAGUGACACCAAAAAAAACCACCCCCACGAACCAAACACCAACUCUCCCUUUCCUCUCCUGUGUUGGCUGUUGCCUAGAAGGUAGACGUUUGACCCCUGAAUCCCAGCGUCUCCCCCUUUGCCUCCUUUUGAGUUUGUUCUUGGGGUUUUUUUUCCCCUCCUCCUCCCUCCACGUUGAACCUGAUCAGCUCUUCCUCGUAGCAGCUGCUGACCACCAACCUUCUUCCCCCUCUCCGACUUCUGCAGUAGUGCCUGUAGCUUCCAACCCUCCCUGGAUGUGUGGACUUGGACACUGUUGUAUAUGUGUUUUGGGGGAGGGAGGGGGGAGAUAUACUGGACUGUACUCUGGGCUGGGAUUCCUGCAGCUGGAUGAGCUUGUCCAUGUCAGACACUGAACUUGGCUUUGUCUGCUGUGCAGCUCCCUGGGAACAUGCUGCACACUCUGUAUUUGAUGUGCCAACGGGUUUGAGGGAGAAAGCGUUGGUUUAAGGACAUGGAGGGAGGUGGGAAGCAGAGAGGGGGGUGGGGAGUGGUGGGGAGGAGGGGAGGGUGGCAAGAUGAAGCCUCCCAGCACGGAUGUAUUGCCAUUAGCCCAUGUAAGCAGCUUAGCAUUUAGACUGUCAGUGCUUGGGAAGGGUAGAUAAAGAUGCACCCUAUGUUUGCAGUUCUGAUUCAAAGCCUUGCUGCUGCUCUGGGAUGAUGCCUUGGGG